AUGGACCCCGGGGUGCUGUUCGGCAGCAAGGACGUGAUCGAGUCGCGCGUCCUCGACACCAUCCGCCGCGCCAAGUCGCAGGGCGUGCGCCACAUCAUGAACCUCGGCCACGGCGUGCUGCCCGGCACGCCCGAGGAGAACGUGGCGCACUUCUUCGAGGUGGCCCGCACCGCGCACGAGCGCCUUAUGGGGGCUCCCGCUGUAAAAGCAGAGGAUAUCGCCAACGGCGUGAUGCGCUUGAUGCUGCAGCAGCAGGCAGCGCUGCAGGAGACGCAGCGGCAACAGUACCAACAAUUGCUGCUUCUGCAGCAGCAGCAGAAGCAGCUGGGGAACCUCCUUCCGCAGCAGGACGAGCAGCAGCUGCACCAGCAACUGCAGCAGGUGCAGCACGAGCAGCAGAGCCGGCACGACCAGCAGCGGCAAUUGCAGCAGCAGCAAUUGCAGCAGCAGCAGCAGCAGCAGCAGCAGCAACAGCAGCAGCAGCAGCAGUUGCAUCAACAGCAACUGCAACAGCAGCUCGUGCAGCAGGCAUUACACCAGCAGCAUCAGGCGCAGCAGCAGCAGCAGCAGCAGCAGCAGCAGCAGCAGCAGCAGGCGCAGCCUUCGCUGCUGCCGCGGCAACAUCAGUAUCAACCGCAUCUGCAGCCCGCCCGUCCCGCAAGCCGCAGCGGCACAGGCGUGCCUUUCCCUGCCGUCGGCGCAGGCGCAGGCGUGGCCGUUCCUGAGGCGACGGCGGGCGCGGCGCAGCGGCGUGCGCUGGCCGCGUCUGCGGCCGCUGCGGCGGCGGCGGCGCCACAGCAGCAGCAGCAACAUCAGCAGCAGGAGGAUGACGAUUACAGCGGCCUGACUGUAAUGCAGAAAUAUCACCUCAAGCGCAAGCAGCACGUGCAGCGGAUGGAGCAGGACCUCGCUGAGAAGCUGUCAGAGCUGGCCGUGCUGCAGCGCGAAAACGACAAUCUGAGGAAGCGGGCAGAGGUGCUGGAGAAUAUGCUGGUGGACGUGGACAAGCAGCUGGUGCUCAUGUCGGAAGUCGAUCAGCCAGAACCGUCGGACUGGCUGACCCUGAUGAAGCUGACUCACACAGAGGUGCGGCCUUCGCUGCCCGUGACGCCCCUCGCGGCCUUGUGA
This is a messenger RNA of Monoraphidium neglectum, 1128 nucleotides long. RefSeq names its product Uroporphyrinogen decarboxylase. Lineage: Eukaryota; Viridiplantae; Chlorophyta; Chlorophyceae; Sphaeropleales; Selenastraceae. The coding region runs from base 1 to 1128 and encodes 375 amino acids. Gene Ontology annotation, molecular function: uroporphyrinogen decarboxylase activity. Gene Ontology annotation, biological process: porphyrin-containing compound biosynthetic process. The transcript is spliced from 5 exons. The record is from RefSeq and is a predicted model, not a curated record.